ACUACACAGCCAGAAAGGGGGGAGACAGUCAAGAUGCAGGAAUAUGAUAUUAUAGUGCUUGGAACAGGGCUUAAGGAAUGUGUCCUCUCAGGUUUAAUGUUACUAAAAGGUAAAAAGGUCCUUCAUAUUGACAAGAAUGCUUACUGCGGAGGAGAGAGUGCGUCAAUAUCUCCCCUCGAGCAGCUGUACAGGAGGUUCAAGGUUUCUGGACCAGUCACAGCUACUGGUCGUGGUAAAGAGUGGAACAUUGAUCUUAUUCCCAAGUUUUUCCUUGCCAAUGGUCAACUAGUGAAAAUGUUAGUGUAUACUGAUGUAACUCGCUAUCUGGACUUCCGAGUGGUGGAAGGAAACUACGCGUACAAAGCGGGAAAACUGCACAAGGUCCCUGUCACUGAGGACGACGUCCACAGUUCAGAUCUGAUGGGCAUGUUUGACAAGAGGAGGUUCAGGAAGUUGUUGCUUUUCGCCCAAACAUUUGACGUGACAAAACCUCACACACAUCAGGAUUUGGACCCACAAGAAACCACAACUCGAGAUCUGUUCUCUCACUUUGACCUUGGCCUGGACGUUGUGGAGUUUAUUGGUCAUGCCGUAGCCCUGCACAGCAGCGAGAGUUAUCUGGACCAGCCCUGCGUGGAAACCAUCAAACGGAUCAGAUUGUAUGCUGACUCUCUUGCUCGCCACAACACCAGCCCAUACCUUUAUCCUGUGUUUGGACUGGCAGAACUACCGCAAGGAUUUGCCAGAUUGAAUGCAGAGUACGGAGGAACGUUCCUGCUUAACCAAACGGUGGAUGAGAUCGUGAUGGAUGACGGCAAAGUGACAGCUGUGAAAUCUAAAGGGAAGUUGUUCCGCUGUAAACAGCUCAUCUGCGGCCCCAGCUACGUUCCCAACCGAGUGAGGAAAGUGGGGCGAGUCAUCAGGGUUAUCUGUUUAUUAAAUCAUCCGGUUAAAAACACUCAAGAGGCCAAAUCGUGCCAGAUUAUCAUCCCUCAAACACAACUAAACAGGAAGUCUGACAUCUUCAUAUCUGUAGUGUCCUAUGUACACAACGUGGCCUCGGAUGGGUUUUACAUCGCCACAGUGAGCACCAUUGUUGAAACCAAACACCCAGAGAAAGAAGUGCAGCCAGCCUUGGAGCUUCUGGAGCCCAUCAUGCAAAAAUUCGUUUCGGUCAAGAGCCUACUUGUUCCAAAUGAUGACGGAAAGAUAAGUCAGAUUUUUGUAUCUCGCUCAUAUGAUGAAACAAACCACUUUGAGAGUGAGUGUGAAGACAUUGAGGACCUGUACCUUCGAAUCACUGGCACCAACUUUUGCUUCACCUCACACAGGCAUCAGUCACGCAGCUCAGAUGAAGACUGACCCUUUUGCAGACAGAAAGUAAAAUCCUUUUUCAAAAAAAAAAAAAAAAAACUUUUCAACUUUUUUAUGUGAUUUGUUUCUUAAUUUUGUUACAAUUAAGACUCCUGGUGGAAAGCCAGAAACAACAAUACAAAAAAUACCCUUAAUGUAUAUAGGUUUUCUGUCAGUGGAAUACAUCUGACCAAAUAAUUUGAUGCAUUGAGCAUUCAGUAAUGUAUUGGAAACCUCAUAUAUAGCAAUGUGUUAUUUAGUCAUUAAAACAGGGAUUUUGUGAAAUUCUGAAAGUGUGGCAGUUGGGCACAGGCUUUUUCUUUGAAUACAACACAUUUGAACAUAGUUUUGAAGACGUGCUUAAUCUGCAAUAAAUCAUUAUUUGAGCACAGUUUAGUAUUUUUUUGUAUUUCAGCUGCGUGUUAAUGUUUAACGUAAAAGUAAUCUUUUAGUAUAAUGAUGGUGGCUGCUUAAAUAAUCUAAAUAUGAAAAUCAUGAAUUUGUUAGAACUAUGAUAAUGGAGAAAUUAAUGUUUAAAAGACGAAAAUGACACACUCCUAAGUGCUGACAUUGUGGAACCAAUGUGAAGUUCUUUUGAGCCAGAGAUAACUUGAGGCCUGUCAACCAGGAGGUCAGAACGCCAGAGAACUUUUAUAUUUUUGGCCGCGAGUUGAAUAAAAUUAGCAAAAGAAGUUCUAGUUCAAGCAAUAAGUAUUUAUCUAAAUAUGUUGUAUUGGAUGCGAGAGCUGCUACAAUGUGCAGCCUACAGUCAUUGGCGAAAUUAUUGGCACCCCUGGAAUUUUUCCAGAAAAGCAUUUCUCACAGAAAUGGAUGAAAUUAACGAAUGUUUUCAGUAUGAAUGUUUUUAUUUUUUGAUGUGCAUUGGAAAAACACAAAAAAGUUGAAGAGAAAAUCCAAAAUGUACACAAUUUUACACAGAAUGCAAAAAAAUGGGCUGGACAAAAUUGUUGGAACCCUUAACUCAAUAUUUGGUUGCGCAUCCUUCAGAAGAAAUAACAGAAAGCAGUCGCUUCCUAUAACCAUCAACAAGUUUCGUGCACCUCUCAGAUGGAAUUUUGGACCACUCUGGACCACCACUGCUGGGUGCCUUGACAGUGUGCAAGGAGUCAUGAAAUAUGGAGACUAUCAAAAUGUUUUGGGCCUGUCAUUGGUGUUCCAACAGGACACAUCCAAAACAUACCUCAAAUAGCAGCAAGAAAUGGUUGGACACCAGUGCCAGAAAAAAUAAUGAGGCCUACAAAGAAAAGAACACUGUGCCUGUAGUCAAACAUGGUGGGGAUCCAAUAAUGUUUUGGGGUUGUUUUGCUGUGUAUGGCACUGGGUACCUUGACAGUGUGCAAGGAGUCAUGAAAUAUUGAGACUAUCAAAAUGUUUUGGGCUAGAAUGGAGGGUGUAGUGUCAGAAAACUAGGUCUGCGUCAGAGUUCAUGCGUGAGGACAAUGACCCAAAACAUACCUCAAAUAGCACCAAGAAAUGGUUGGAGACAGCCCAUUUUUUGCAUUGUGUGUAAAAUUGUGUACAUUUUGGCUUUUCUCUUCAGCUUUUUUGUGUUUUCCAAUGCACAUCCAAGACAUAAACUCAUUCAUACAGAAACAUUAAUUUCUGUGAGAAAUGUCGUAUUUUCUGGAAAAAUUCCAGGGGUGCCAAUAACUUUGUCAAUGACUGUAAACCGAGCAGACCAUUGGAUUUAUAAUCUACAUUGGGAGAUGCAAUUGACAGGCAUCCAAUUCAGGGUGUACCCUGCCUACUGCCCAUAGUUAACUGGGAUAGGCUCCAGCACCCCUGCGACACUUGUGAGGAUAUGCGGAAUAGAAGAUGAAUGAAUGAAUUGGGGGAAGAAUCAACGUAAGAGACCAAAAAAUCAAGGUGUGGACAAAUCAUUUAUCAUACUCACAUACACUGUUACAUAUUAAUGAUAAUUAUUCUGAUCUUUGUGCACAAUGUUGGCAGGCACUGUUAGCGCUUAGCAGAUAAACGCAGAUAGACUCAAACACAAGUAUAAGACGUAAAAAUAAAGACGUGCAUGCUUUAAAAAAAAAAGGUUUUACAGUAUGUUCUUUCAAUUUCUUAUCUGAAUUUUGGACACAGAAGAAGACUUUGGUUGGGUGAAAUGAAUGCCUAUAGUGCCCCCAACCACCACCACCACCACCACCAUGGUCGUUGUCUUUUUUUGCUACUAAUAUGAUCCUCUUUGUACAGCUAGUAGCCAAACACUGUGGUAUAUUGACACUGCCUUGUCCUUUUGUGUCGUUUUUCCUUGCAAAUUCCAUGUAGGAAGCGAUUAUACGCUACACGUUACCAAAUUAAAGUAUGGCAAGAUAGACUAGCCAACAGCAACAUUAGGAUAAACUACAGUGUACACACGACUAUAGAAGAUACAAGUUGCAUGUAAACUAAAUUGUCAUCACAAUAGCCUUGAAAAUUCUGGAUGCAUCUGGCAUCAUGAGCGAUGGCAGACUAUCUGAAAUACAGUGGUACCUCUACAAACGAAGCUAAUUCGUUCGAGGACCUUGUUUGUAAGUCGAAAUGGUCGUAUGUCGGGCAAUAUUUGCCCAUAAGAAAACAUAAUUCCAUUAAUUCGUUCCAAAGCCCGAAAACCUUCACUAAAUCCUUAAUAAAUACUGCUUGUUCUAUUAAAAAUGACAAUUACACUUAGCAAAAUAAAUACAUUAUAAAUAAAAGUAAGAAUUUUAAUGAUAACAAUAAUUCCUGUAAUAAUGUUAACGAAUCGGGUUCUAAUGUGACGGACGUGUUUUGCGUGCUGUACCUAAAUGCACCGCGUGGCUGAUGUAACAGAGAGAGAAAGGUGCGGUAGACAUUUUACUUUCUCUUUUAAUGUUUUGUUGUUGGCGUCAACUGUGGCGGACAGUAAGCGUGUUAUGUUGCACAAGUUCUGAAAUAAAUUAUUAAAAACCUGACGAACCUGGCAAUUUCUUUGGCGAUUUUACAAUAAUAUUGUCAACUUAAAGACUGGUGAAUGGAGGUUGGAGGAGGACCGUCAAGACUGUAGACAUUCUACGGCAAUAUUGUCGCGCAGGUUCACGGACAUGCACACCACGCUCAUAUUUUUCCAACAUUUCCUUCUUCAUUUCAAAUGGUAAGUGUCACCUUUUUCCUUUUUUCACCACCUGCACUAACAUUCUUGGAACCCAUGUUGAUUUCACUCAAGAAAAUCCGCCGUGCGUCCGUUUUGCAGGAAAACAAAGAAACUGCGGCACUGUCAUAAAUAGUCGAAUUUCGAGCAUGUCAUCUGAUGUAGAAACAUAUGACGAGUCAAAUUUUACGUCGGAUGUUGAAAAGAUCGUGUGUCGAAGCUAUCGUAUGUCGAGGUACCACUGUACUUGUAUUUGAUUACGUAGAACAUUUCUGGCAUUUGAAAAUUGCUGCUCACUGCAAUUUUGCUUGCUUCCUGAAAAUACUAUAUAAAACCUAAUUGACAUUUUUCUCCACUAUUAAACAGCAGAAAAUAGAAUUCUGUACUUUUUCCGAAUUCUUAAACUGCUGAGAUGCACUUGAUCAUAAGUUUACAAUUCCUUUAAACGUGUGUGUAUGUUACAGUGGCAUACAAUCAUGUCAAAUAUUUUUUUAGUAAAAUGUUAUUAAUAAUUGGCCUGCUUUCUGACUGUAUUCUAACAAUGUCAAAACAGAAAUGAUUCUUCUUAUUAUUAGGCAUAAAGAGUUUCUAUAAGGUGCGUUGCCUAAAUUUAUUUUCCACGACUCAAACUUGUGAAUGGAAAAAAGUGGUUACAGUAGAUGCUGCCAACAUGAGGACACCACAGAGAUUAAAAAGGCCUCCAUGCCGAUAUGUGUUUAGCACACAAAGGCCUGCAUGAUGAGAGAUGAAUGCAGAGGAUUAUUAGAUUCUGUCGCGGCUUAUGUGUGGCAAGGACAAAGCCAGUGAAUUAUGUCAUAUGCUGCACACACCCACAGUGGUGCUGCAGGGUGACUGUAAGAGGCUUGGGCGAGUCAAGGACGAGCAACUGAGGUGGAACGGUGUUCUGUACUUUUUCCCCCCCCCCAUGCGCAAGGAAUGUUGUAGCACAACACCAAAUAGCCAAAUUAGUUAGGAGAGGAGAUCA
Messenger RNA from Corythoichthys intestinalis (scribbled pipefish), 5453 nucleotides. RefSeq lists its product as uncharacterized. The record is from RefSeq and is a predicted model, not a curated record. The coding region runs from base 34 to 1362 and encodes 442 amino acids. NCBI's taxonomy places the organism in Eukaryota, Metazoa, Chordata, Actinopteri, Syngnathiformes, Syngnathidae. Gene Ontology annotation, molecular function: Rab GDP-dissociation inhibitor activity. The transcript has 11 exons. Gene Ontology annotation, biological process: protein transport; small GTPase-mediated signal transduction; vesicle-mediated transport. Gene Ontology annotation, cellular component: cytoplasm.